Miscanthus lutarioriparius is the source of this 2856-nucleotide messenger RNA. Lineage: Eukaryota; Viridiplantae; Streptophyta; Magnoliopsida; Poales; Poaceae. The record is from the annotation of a GenBank genome assembly.
AUGGACCCCGUGUCCGAUCCGCUCUCUAUCUCCACCUCCGCCCCGUUCCCUACCAUCCCGGCUGCCUCAAGCUCCAGGCCCCGCGCCGCGAGGACUCGGCGCCACGCCGCGCCCUUCUGGUCGGACCAUCCCGCCACCGCGAGCCGGCGCUCCGGGAUCGAUCUCCCGCGCCGUCCUGCGGCCUCCGCCUUCUCCCAGCAGGAGGGUUCUCUUUCCGUGGGCUCCUGGGGCGCCUCUCGCGACGCCAACUUUGUGUUCGGGAGUGGCGUGGCCGGGGCGCCGGAGAUGAGGAGGAGCUUCUCGUCCGGAUCCGGUGAGGCAUCGUUGGCUGAGCUUUCGGACGCAGUUCACAGGCUCUCGUUGGAUGGUUAUGGCAGGCGAAGCGACAUUAUUGAUGCUCCCGGAGGAGAAGAUACGCUUCCAGUGAUAGACACCGGCGAUAGCUUUGGGGCCCGUGGAUGCAGUUCCACUUUGUAUGAGGGUUCCUGUCUGGAUUCUGUGCACCAUCAGAUCGAGCAGCUCGAUGAAGGACGUGGAGUCCCGCCUCAAACCAUGCAAUGCGAGAGUGUGGGGAUGCGAUUGUUAGCUUCACCAACCUGCACUGAUGAGAAUGCUCCCUUUGCAUUUGCAAGGAGCGGGGACAGCUUGCCCAUUCGAGAUUCUGUGGAUGAAAGUAAAAGUUCUGGACAUGGUGGUAAUGCCCACCAUGAUUUCUUUGUUUUUGGUGGACAUGCCGGGUACAGUAGCCUGGCUACCAAUGCAACUGAAACUAAUAUCAGUGAGGUACAUUCAGCUGACAAAGAAAGUGUAACAUGUAACUCUGAACAGCUAAAUACUUCAGUUGCUAAAGACAGAACUUGCACCAAGUUCAUUUUGCAGGAUGCAAAGCAUGUGUUUGGUUCAAGUGAUAAUGAUCUUCCACACUUGGAACCUUGUGAAGUUUCUACCAUGGUGGAAACAUCGGAUACUGUAACCUCUAGCUUUGGAUCUGAAGACGGGAUUGUGAAAGUUUCUUCCAUAAAGGUGCCUUGUGAUAUUGAAGCAGUAGCAGCAUCAGAACUUGUUGAAUGUCGGCCAUUUGAUGAGAAAUCUUUCACUUUUGACGACCACAAUGUAGUAUCUAGGAACAAAGGAGGGGUUAAGGGUAUGAGCAUGAACAGAAGAGCUUUUAUGCCAAAGAAGUCCUCAGCCAACCAGGCUUCUUCCUUGCAAUCAGUCUCAAGAAGUGGCCAUUGUUCUGGAGAAGUGUCUCCUGAAGAAAAGUUAAAUUUGAAAGAAGCCAGUAGCUUGGUAUCAGAGGACUCUGGUAUCAACUGUGCCCAAGUUGAUUCUAUCAACUCUUUGCGAACAACAGAAAGUGGGCAUGCUGAAACAGAGUUUACCUCUGCAGCAAACACAGAGCAUUCUGGUAAAUCUGAUUUCAUAUUUUCUGCAUCAACUUUCAACCAAAGCAUGUUGCACUCACAAAGACGACAUAACAAGAAAAAAAGUGGAGGAAUGGGUAAUCAUGCUAGCUCUAUUCAAAGCCUCCCUUCAUCCGCCAUUGGACUUGCAUGCUCAGAAGUCUCAGGAAGUCAGCAAUGUAUGGAUUUAGCUGCCCAGUGGACUGAAUACAGCAAAAUAGAACCUAACAGGGUUACAAUCAGCAGAGGAGCCGAAUUCUCAACGUCAGAAAACUUUGGAGACCAUGACAAUUGUGAAACAUGGCGAUUAAGGGGAAACCAAGCAUAUGCAGAAGGACAGUUAACUAAGGCUGAAGAAUGCUAUACCCAUGGGAUUGAUUGUUUUUCUCCAAAUGAAGUUUCAAGAAAAGCAUUAAUGCUGUGCUACAGCAAUCGAGCAGCUACUCGGAUGUCUCUGGGUAAGAUGAGAGAGGCCCUAUCUGAUUGUCGAGCAGCUAUUGAUAUUGAUUCCAGCUUUCUCAAAUCUCAAGGCACAAGCCAGAGCCGCCAAAAAAUAUCUGGUUUAAUUAUUGAAUCCAAGGAGUAUCUUAUAAAGAAGGCAUUUGACAAGAUACCCAGUGCCUUACAAAUGAUCUCUGAUGCUUUGUCCAUAAGUAUUUAUUCAGAUAAGUUCAUGGCGAUGAAAGCAGAAGCACUGUUACUGUUGCAGCGAUAUGAAGAAGUAAUUCGGUUUUGCGAAGAAACUCUUUAUGUAGCAGAAAGGAAUAGUGUGUGUUUGUGUCUUGACAAGCAUUCAGAAAGCGAUAACUUGGACAACAAUACUUUCUCUGUGAAGUUGUGGUGUUAUCAUCUUAUUGCUAAGUCAUAUUUCUUCCUUGGAAAGCUUGAAGAGGCUAACCAGUUCUUAAAGAAGAAUGAUCAAAUAAAAGUCAUGGGAUGCAGGUGUGGGAAGCAAUCUCAGGACUCAAUUCUAUCAUUCUCCAUGGUUAUCUCUGAACUACUGCGCCUUAAAGCUGCUGGCAAUGAAGCAUUCCAAUCUGGUAAAUAUUUGGAGGCUGUGGAACAUUAUACUGCUGCUUUGAUGAGCAAUAGCGAGUCACUACUCUUUUUAGCAGUCUGCUUUUGUAACCGUGCAGCAGCAUAUCAAGCAAUGGGUCAAAUUUUAGAUGCAAUUGCAGAUUGCUCACUGGCUAUAGCCCUUGAUGCAGAUUAUGCUAAGGCUAUUUCCAGAAGAUCUAGUUUGUAUGAACUUAUAAGGGACUAUGGUCAGGCAGCAAAUGAUCUCCGUAGGUUAAUUGCUCUUCUUGAGAAACAACUGCAAGAAAAUAUGACCAUACCACUAGAAAAGACUGAGAGUAUUCGUAACAAUCUGAAUCGAGCCAAUCUUCGGUUUUCUUCUCUGGAGCGGGAUGCCAGAAAAGGGGCUUCAUUAAAUAUGUAUUUGAUAUUUUAA